UCCAAAUACAUUACCCCAUGCACACUAUAAAUUCUCUUUAAUCCUACCCCCUUUAUCUCGUUUUCUUCUCCAUUUCUCCCCAACUUCCCCUCCUUCUUCUCUCUCAGUCACUUCACUACACCUCUCUCUCUCCUUUCCCGCCAAAACCCCUCUCUGCUCUCCUUAUAUCUGCUCUUUUGUCAGUCUCAAAGGGACAACAAACAAACCAACCUUAUUCUCUCACUCUCUCACUCACUCACGCUCAUCCCUUGUGUCUAUCUGUGUUACCUUCCAUCAAAAGUGGACUAAGAUUUUUUUCUUUUCUCAUUUUAACAAAGAGCAUCCUACCAAAGUUGGCUAUAUUCCCCUCAAUUUCUCUCUUUUCCCUCUCUCAAUUGGAAUAUUAAUCUCUAGAGACCAAAAGCAAAAGUUGCAAUUUCUUUUUGUUCAACCCAUAUCUUGGUUUCUUUCUGCAUCAUCACAGAAAAAAAGUUCCUAAUUCCUCCAAGAAUAUCUACUUGUCCACUAGAUCCACUUUUCCCCCUCAACCUUCCAAAGCAUCAGCAUCUCCUUCCACACCCUUAAACCCUCUUUGCUUGUUUGAUUCUCUCCAUUUCAAACACUGCAAAACCUUCCAUUUUGCCCCUCCAACAAACACAAACAAACAGCCUUUGAAAAAAACACCCAUUUUUAGACAUGUCCGUACAGUCAACACUGAAGACCAAGAAGCUGAUCAAGCUAGCAACCCCAAGUUCAGUUUUUGAAGACGACCCACCAUGCAAAAGGAGAAGGAAAACCCAGAAGAAGCUUGUCCGGAUCAUAGUCACUGACCAUGACGCCACUGAUGAUUCCGACUCUUCCAGCGACGGAGAAAGAGCAAACACCACCGCCACAAAGAGAGAAACCACCACCUUCACCGUCAAAAUCAACUUCCCCUUCACAAACACCCUUUCUUCUUCUUCCCUAUCUCCCUCUUCUUCAUCCUCUCUCUCUUCUUCCUCUGAACAAAGCCUGAAGAAGCUCAAGAGGGUUAAGAAGCCAACAACGCCACCGUCUGCAGCCACGCGCCGCAGCCACAAGUUCCGCGGCGUCCGGCAGCGGCCGUGGGGGAGAUGGGCUGCUGAGAUCCGCGACCCGAGCCAGCGGAGGCGGCUCUGGCUGGGGACGUUUGACACGGCGGAGGAAGCCGCCACGGAGUACGACAAGGCGGCGGUGAAGAUAAAGGGCCCCAACGCCGUCACCAACUUUCCGAAUACUCCCAAGGAGGAGCCGAAAACGCCGACGGAGGAGCUAACAGCGCCUCCUCCGGUGUCUGACGGCGGUGCUUCAUUCUCCGACGUCCUGGCCUCGCCGACUUCUGUUCUUCCAUACGGCGGCGACUCGGAAACGUCGUUUAACGGUUUCCGUUACAUCGACGUGGACGCGCUGGGGCUGAGCAUCGACGCGCCGUUAAGUUUACCGGACGUGGACGUUAUGCUGACGUGUCACCAGAAGGAAGAAGCGUUCGAAGAGUUCAACCUCGACGAGUUUAUGACGUGGCUUUACUAAAUAAAUAUCCCAGGGGCAUUUUUGUCUAUUCAAUGAUGCAGUUUUCGGUGUGCAAUGUUGCGAAAUUCCUCAACUGCCCCUCUCGUGAAGUUUUGUUGUGGUGAAAGAAGAGUGUAGACUGUAGAGAGUAGUGGUACAAAUAUAAAUAGCGGCUAUUAUUAUUAUUUUUAUUUUUUUUCGUUUGAGAAUAUUUGUCAGAACUUUAUUAUUUAAUUGUGUAAUUAUUAUGGAUGUGGAAAAAUAGGGAAAAAAACUUUGAAGUGUAUUGACGAGUGCGUGAGAAUUGAGAAGAAAGAAAAGAUGAUAUCAAAGCAAGUUGGAAUCUAUUUUGUAAUUUAUAUUAUAUUUAUUUAUAUAUAGAAAUGGACAAUUAUUAUUAAUAUAAAUAAAUUUGGUCUUGUCAGAA
This is a messenger RNA of Lotus japonicus, 1933 nucleotides long. Its product is annotated as pathogenesis-related genes transcriptional activator PTI6-like. The transcript has a single exon. The coding region runs from base 676 to 1527 and encodes 283 amino acids. Gene Ontology annotation, biological process: regulation of DNA-templated transcription. The record is from RefSeq and is a predicted model, not a curated record. Gene Ontology annotation, molecular function: DNA binding; DNA-binding transcription factor activity. Lineage: Eukaryota; Viridiplantae; Streptophyta; Magnoliopsida; Fabales; Fabaceae.